UGUACUGCUCCUCUACCUUGCUUCUGAAGCAACCCAUUGGAUUCACCCUCACCUUCUCUCACUAUCAAUCUUCUCUCCUCACUAUCAAUCUUAAGCUUAAGAAGCAACCUCUGGAUUCACCCUCAUCAUUCUCUCUCUCUCUCUCUCUAUUUGCAGAGCAAUUCUCUCAUGCCAAAAAGAGUCAUCAUUCACAACUUCAGAACCUAUAUUUUACAGCUAUUGCAGUGUUGAAGUCUUUCUCUUUCUCUCUCUUCGCCUGCUGCUCCGCUUGUUCGAACGUGAACUUGAGGAGAUAUAUUUGAAGCGAACUUGAGAUGAUAUUCUUCAGGAUGAUUCGGUAAAUUAAGGAAGAGACAAGCUUCUUCCACAUGUGUAGAGAAAAUGAGCAGAAGCCACAUAGUUUCUUCAAGCAGCUCAGCCAUCCUCAUCGAUGCCAAGCUUGAAGAGCAUCAACUGAGAGGAUCUAAACACUGCCCGAGUUGCGGCCACAAGCUCGAAAGCAAACCAGAUUGGUUUGGGCUACCAGCUGGGGUUAAAUUCGAUCCCACGGAUCAAGAGCUCAUUGAGCACUUAGAGGCAAAGGUUUCUGUUCAAGGAUUGAUCAGAUCUCAUCCUCUUAUAGAUGAGUUCAUACCAACAAUUGAAGGUGAAGAUGGCAUAUGUUACACACAUCCUGAGAAGCUCCCAGGUGUGACAAGGGAUGGACUGAGCAAGCACUUCUUCCACCGGCCAUCGAAGGCAUACACAACGGGGACAAGAAAGAGGAGAAAAAUACAAACCGAAACCGAUAUCCGGCGAGGGGAAACGCGGUGGCACAAAACGGGAAAGACCAGAGCUGUGAUGGCUAACGGAAGGCAGAAAGGAUGCAAGAAGAUACUGGUGCUGUACACCAACUUCGGGAAGCAUAGGAAGCCGGAGAAAACGAACUGGGUGAUGCACCAGUAUCACCUUGGUGAGAUGGAGGAGGAGAAAGAAGGGGAGCUGGUGGUGUCCAAGAUAUUCUAUCAGACUCAGCCGAGGCAGUGUGGGACUGUUGGUGCAGGAGAGACAAUUGGGAUUUUGAACUGUUCUUCAUCGAAGCAAGCAGUUGAUGGGGCUGGUGUGGUUGGAGUGUAUGGUGGUGUGGAGCAGUUGCAGAAGGAGGAGAUGAGUCGGGAUGUUGAGUUCAGUUUUGAUCCGUUUAGGAAGGGAUUUGAUGAGGUAGGCUUAGGAGAGAAAGCAUCAAACUGCUUGUCAGAAGCAUCAAUAAGCAGAGAGGAAGGUGCAUUCCACAUAAACAGAUCUACUAACUCCAUCUCAGCCAUUAUCUCUCCAGCUUCUACAAUCCAACAUGCAUCCAUGAUUCUUGAAGAUCCAUAUCAUGUCUCAAGACUUCUCUUCCAGUCAGAUAAGUUUCAGCAACAGCAACAAAAACUGGUGGAAAGACCCGCUGGUGCUGGCCUAGAGGAGAUGAUAAUGGCCUGCACAUCAACUAAUAUAAAACCACAGGAAACAUCACUUCCACAUCCUCAAGAGCCAGAAUGGCUGAAGUACUCAUAUUGGUCACCUGACAGCCAUGAUCAUCAUGAGUAAUAACAAAGGAGAGAGAAGCCAAGAAAAUACAUCAUCAUAAGUACUGGAAAGGAAAAUCUUCUCUUAAAGAUGAAUCAAUCGAGGAAAAUAUAUAAAAAGGGCCUCAUCUCUCUCUCUCUCUCUAUGUGAGAGCUGAAAGCUCAGUUGACGAAGCUAUAUAAUAAUAAUUCAGGUUGGCAUGAAACAUACUGUAAUGUUGUUACUAGAGAACAAAAGAGAGAAAAGAAAAAAGAAAACAAAUUACUAACAGGAUUUAAUUUCCUUUUGUUGGAUUUUUGCUCAUUGAUUCAGCAGCAGAGUCUCAUGUAUUUAACUUGUCACAUUGUCUCUAUCAGAGCUACUCACCAAAUUUAAAAUUUGUCGUCAACAAUCAUUCACAAAAUUCAAAAUAAACGAAUGUGAUCACAUAUAUGCACGUAUGGCCGGCUCAUAACCCCCUUUGUUCAAGAAAAUGUGAUAAAAAAAUCAUGGUGCAAUUACUUUCCAAAAGGCUUGGCCAUCUACUUCUAUGAAGACUGCAAUUAAGAAGAAACAUGAAUGAACUGGGUCUU
Phalaenopsis equestris is the source of this 2123-nucleotide messenger RNA. RefSeq names its product NAC domain-containing protein 73-like. Gene Ontology annotation, cellular component: nucleus. The transcript is spliced from 8 exons. The coding region runs from base 382 to 1572 and encodes 396 amino acids. Lineage: Eukaryota; Viridiplantae; Streptophyta; Magnoliopsida; Asparagales; Orchidaceae. The record is from RefSeq and is a predicted model, not a curated record. Gene Ontology annotation, molecular function: DNA-binding transcription factor activity; transcription cis-regulatory region binding. Gene Ontology annotation, biological process: regulation of DNA-templated transcription.